AUGGCGUGCUUGGUGGUACAGGAUUUGGAGACAGGGAAGAUCCUUUUCCAAGGGCAAAGUGAUAAUGGCCUCUAUCCUUUUCCGGUUCCUUCAUCUUCCAAGUUGUCCAAUGGUGUCUAUGCAUGUUUAGGUGUUAAGGUGGCGGAUGACGUUUGGCAUUCACGGCUUGGUCAUCCUUAUUCCAAAGAUGUUUUCAAUUAUUGA
This is a messenger RNA of Prunus armeniaca (apricot), 204 nucleotides long. NCBI's taxonomy places the organism in Eukaryota, Viridiplantae, Streptophyta, Magnoliopsida, Rosales, Rosaceae. The record is from the annotation of a GenBank genome assembly.